CAGCUUUUUUCUUCAGUCCGCAGCACUGAAAAACCAUAAGCCAAGCACACGCCUCUUGUUUGCCAAAAAUCAAAACCAAAUCCAUGGACGCUCUUCAACAAUACCCUAAUCCCCAAAUCGAAACCCUAGACGACCCUCUGCAACAACCCUCCUCUCCCCCUCCUGCUCCACCACCAGAAACCCUAGAUCACAUCCCAACCACCGAUUUUCCGCCCUCUUUUCCCGCCUCGGAUCCACCCACCGGCGACAAGCCUGAGAUCCUCAAACCUCUGCUCUCUGAGAACGGAUUGACCAAUACCCACAGCGGCACCCCCGACAAGGACUUAUCCGGCGGCGAGGAGGAGACCACCAGCGGCCGCCGCCGCCGUCGCAGUCGAUGGGACCCUCAACCGGACUCCAACACCGACAACGCUAACAACACCCAAAACGGUGACGAUGUGGGCAGCGGAGCGCGGAAGAGGAAGUCGCGGUGGGCCGACGACGAGCCGAAGCUGCCAUCGUCUCUGCCGCUUCAGCUCCCCGAUUUCAUGAAGGAGCUCACCGGAGGUAUCGAAUUUGAUCCCGAAAUCCAAGCUUUGAAUAGUAGGCUUUUAGAAAUUAGUCGGAUGUUAUCGUCCGGUUUGCCUUUAGACGACAGAGCGGAAGGGGCUCGUUCCCCUUCGCCCGAACCGAUAUACGAUAAUAUGGGCAUUAGGAUUAAUACUAGGGAGUAUCGCGCGCGAGAGAGAUUGAACAAAGAGAGGACUGAGAUUAUUUCUCAGAUUAUAAAGCGUAACCCGGCUUUCAAGCCGCCGGCAGAUUAUCGGCCACCAAAGCUUCAGAAGAAGCUCUACAUACCGAUGAAAGAGUACCCGGGUUAUAAUUUCAUCGGUUUGAUUAUUGGGCCGAGAGGGAAUACCCAGAAGAGAAUGGAGAGGGAGACUGGUGCCAAGAUUGUGAUUCGGGGGAAAGGGUCGGUUAAGGAGGGUAGGUUGCAGCAGAAGAGGGAUCUGAAGAUGCCAGAUCCUUCUGAGAAUGAGGAUUUACACGUGCUGGUUGAGGCGGAGACACAGGAUGCGCUUGAAGCUGCAGCUGGGAUGGUGGAGAAGCUGCUGCAGCCAGUGGAUGAGGUGUUGAAUGAGCAUAAGAGGCAGCAGCUUAGGGAACUGGCAGCUUUGAAUGGAACCAUAAGGGAUGAAGAGUACUGCAGGUUGUGUGGUGAGCCAGGGCAUCGCCAGUAUGCCUGCCCUUCGCGUACUUCAACUUUUAAGAGCGAUGUGUUGUGUAAGAUAUGUGGUGAUGGUGGGCACCCAACUAUUGAUUGUCCGGUGAAAGGGACUGCUGGGAAGAAGAUGGAUGAUGAGUAUCAGAAUUUUUUGGCAGAGUUGGGAGGGACGGUGCCUGAGUCAGCCACUAAGCAAAACAGUACAUUGGCACUUGGUUCGGGAUCAGGUAAUUCGGGAAGCAAUCCUCCUUGGGCCAGUAAUGCUGGGAAUGCUGCUGGUGCAUCACAAGCAGGGUUAGGGGCAACUGGACUCAAACCUGCUAAGGAAAUUGAUGAUACAAACUUGUAUAUUGGAUACUUGCCACCUACUCUUGAGGAUGAUGGUUUGAUCAGUUUGUUUUCCCCUUUUGGCGAUAUUGUGAUGGCUAAGGUUAUCAAGGACCGUGUUACUGGAUUGAGCAAAGGUUAUGGUUUUGUCAAGUAUGCAGAUAUUCAAAUGGCCAAUAAUGCUAUUGCGAGCAUGAAUGGUUAUCGGCUAGAGGGGCGAACUAUUGCUGUAAGAGUUGCUGGUAGGCCUCCUCAGCCUGUUGUGCCUCCUGGCCCACCAGCCUCGGCAAUGCCCACAUAUCCUGUUUCAAGCCAGCCUGUUGGCGCCUAUCCAUCUCAGCAAUUUACUGCAGGUGGUCCUUAUGGGAAUGCACCGCCUCCAAGUUAUGGGGUCACUCCAGUUCCAUGGGGACCUCCUGUUCCUCCACCCUAUGCUCCUUAUGCACCCGCCCCUCCUGGUUCAGCCAUGUAUCCUCCUGUCCAGGGUCAACCUAUGCCACCUUAUGGUGUACAGUAUCCUCCACCUAUGCAGCCACCUGGUUCUCAGCCUCAGCCGACAACUUCAAGUGAAGCACAACAAAGUUACCCUCCAGGAGUGCAAUCUGAAAAUAGUACUUCUACUCAAUCUCUACCGCCCAAUAUAUAUGGGAAUUCUUUAGCUGGAAUGCCACAACCUACAUAUCCCACAACUUCAUAUGGCUAUUCAACUUAUUACAGUGCAGUUCCGCCACCACCUCCUCCUGCAUCUGUUCCUGGCUCAACUGGUGACCAAUCACAGAGCACUGGGAACAUGCCUUGGGCUGCAAAUCCGCCAUUGCCCCCUCCUGUUUCUUCUGCAGAGAAGGCAACAUAUGGUGCAGAUGCUGAGUAUGAGAAAUUCAUGUCAGAGAUGAAAUAAGUGGGGUCCCUUUUCAGCAACAAUUUGAGAGGCUGAUGUUUCAAGGAGAUCUUGUGAACCUGAUUUCUUACCUCUUGCCAUGAUUUUGUUGGAAGUUGGGACUCACAUCUUUAACCUUGCUGUACUGUUAUGACAUUUGCAGAGACUUGGAGGAGAAGUUCUGAUCGUAGAGUCUUGUAUUCGAGAAGCCACUUUAAAGUACAUCAUUUUUAUUAUUAUUAAUCCAUGGGUGCUCUUGUAGGAGUCUCUUUUUUUCUUUUGGUGGCUGCUUAUUGCCUUCUACAGAAUGUCUGUUUCCUAAUGUUUUCUUUCUGUCAGUUAUCUGAACUUUUUUCAGUAUACGUUUCUGACAUCUUAUGUUACAUUUCAUUUGACUU
Corylus avellana is the source of this 2806-nucleotide messenger RNA. RefSeq names its product splicing factor-like protein. The record is from RefSeq and is a predicted model, not a curated record. Lineage: Eukaryota; Viridiplantae; Streptophyta; Magnoliopsida; Fagales; Betulaceae. Gene Ontology annotation, cellular component: nucleus. Gene Ontology annotation, molecular function: zinc ion binding; mRNA binding. Gene Ontology annotation, biological process: regulation of mRNA splicing, via spliceosome.